AUGCGUCUCGUCCACAGUUUGCUUAUUAAGUGGCUGAACGAGGAAGCGAGCGCACGCGCGGGGUUCGGCCGCGCCCCCCGCCGGCCGCCAGGACUACGAGUCCCAGCGUGCUCCGCGGCGCGCGCUGCCCGCCGGGAAGCCUGCGCCGGAAGUGGAGCCCGGCGCCCCGCGACGCGGAGUCCGCUCGCUCGCUCGCCCGCCCGCCCUUGCGCGCCGCUGGGCUCCUGGUCCGCCGCCGCCGCCGCCGCCGCCGCCGCCAUGCCCAUGAAGGGCCGCUUCCCCGUCCGCCGCACCCUGCGGUACCUGAGCCAGGGGGACGUGGUGUUCAAGGACGCCGUGAAGGUCAUGACGGUGAAUUACAACUCGCGCGGGGAGCGGGGCGAGGGCGCCAGCCUGAGGGGCUCGGCCGUUCAGCAGAGCCAGGAGCCACCCGCUGGCCAUUUGCUGCGCACGGGUCAACCCGGGAACUUGAACCUGUUGCACGGGAUCAGCCGGCCCGAGGGCUUCCUGGGAAACUUGGGCCGCUUCCCCGUCCGCCGCACCCUGCGGUACCUGAGCCAGGGGGACGUGGUGUUCAAGGACGCCGUGAAGGUCAUGACGGUGAAUUACAACUCGCGCGGGGAGCGGGGCGAGGGCGCCAGCCCGCGGAGGCCGCGCGCUCUGAGCCUCGGCCCCUGCUCAGCGCGGCGUCUCCCGCUUGCAGACUCCGGGGAGCAGGUGCUGGUGGACGUGGAGACCAAGAGCAACGCGGAGAUCGUGCAGCACAUCAGGAAGAUCCUGGGCAAGAGCGAGGACGCCCUGAGGAAGGAGGAGCGGCAGAAGCAGCAGCUGGCCCACCCGGCCAACUUCGGGCCGCGCAAGUACUGCCUGCGCGAGUGCAUGUGCCAGGUGGAGGGCCAGGUGCCCUGCCCCGGCCUGGUGCCGCUGCCCCGGGACAUGACCGGGAAGCACAGAGCCACCCUGCGAGCCGCCGCCCAGGACUGAGCCCCGACGCCGGGCCGGGCCGGGCCGGGCGGGUCUGACCGGUGGGGACACUGGGAGGGGAUCGCUGUGGCGCCAGGAAGCCCGAUGGUGUCCCCAGAGAGACUCCGGACGUCCCUGUACGAGAAACGGUCCCCUGUACACACUCGAGUGGAAGGACGUGGGGGGUCGCCCUCGCUGAGCUGAGAGAUCUCUGCACUGUCGCCCAGUAAAGCGCUUCGUGUGGUUUCGGUUUUUAUUUUCUCUCUUUUUUCCCCUCUUAGAUCCGGGUGCUGGGACGUGAAACGCUUCAUAGUCACUCCAGCAACGCGGCGUGUGUCGGGUCCUGCAGGCAAGAGGCUGGGGAGGGUGAGGCACGGCUCGGUCCUGCGACCCUGCCCUGGUCCCCCCUGGGCCGGAAUCUUCCUGCAGACCCAGCUCUGGAGAACGCGAGGGCUGCCGUGGCUGAGGGUGGCUGGAGCUGUCUUGGGCGGGCAGUGUAGACGGCCCUCCGUGCGGGUCCUUCGGGUGUCGUUCACAAAGUCAAAGGCAGCUCGGCAGAGCUCACCUUCUACCCUGGGACUCGCCGUGUUUGCUCCUGGGGGGCCGCAGACCAGCGGCACUUAGGCCGGGGCCCCA
Propithecus coquereli (Coquerel's sifaka) is the source of this 1599-nucleotide messenger RNA. RefSeq names its product mitochondrial ribosomal protein S25 (gene MRPS25). Gene Ontology annotation, molecular function: structural constituent of ribosome. Lineage: Eukaryota; Metazoa; Chordata; Mammalia; Primates; Indriidae. Gene Ontology annotation, cellular component: mitochondrion. The record is from RefSeq and is a predicted model, not a curated record. Bases 1 to 984 code for a protein of 327 amino acids. The transcript is spliced from 6 exons.